GCUGAUCAACACCAUCCCAGCUACAUCACAACGUCGCCACGACCGCUCUUACUUCUUCACUCAACGCAUCGCAUCCCGACGCGACUGCCUCCUCGCCAAAAUGCGGUUCCGAACCGAACUCAAAAACAUCCGCACCUUUGCGAAACUCACCGCGGCACUCUCCUCCCUUGAAAAGAUCGCUUGGUUGCGCCUGAGCGAUGACACCGCUCGCUUCACGGUCAUCCCAGACAUGGGGUCUCAGGUCUGGGCCUCUCUCUCCAUGGACUUCAUCUUUGACAACUACCACAUUCAAUCGGCAGAAACUUCCAAUACCAUCAACCUCGAACUGCCGCUUCAACCACUCCAGCGCGCCCUCAAAUCUGCCCUCAACAGCAUCUCGGCGUCCCUCCGCCUCACCAAAAAAGAUGGCAUGCCCGUGCUCUCUAUGACCAUCACCACGAACACCACCGCCAACGCCCCUGGCCCUGCAAAGCCCUCUGCUACUACUGGUGAUGAUCCCUUUGAUGACGAUGACAUGUUUCUUCCUGAGCAUCUCGAGACUUCCCUUCGGCGCGAGCAUGAAAAGAUCAUCACCCAGGACAUCCCGGUUCGUGUCCUCCACCCAGAAACUGUCGAGACUAUUAUGCAGCCCAAGGUUCGUGAACCGGACGUCCACAUUCAGCUACCACCUUUGCUCCAGCUCAAAGCUAUCUCGGACCGAUUCACCAAGCUGGCACUUGCAUCCAACUCUUCCACUGGCACAGCUGCCACCAAGGCUCCUAAGCUCGACCUGAGCGCCAACAUGCACGGCGGCCUCCGCCUGCGCAUCGCCACCGAGACAACCGAUAUAUGCAGUGUGUGGUCCAACCUCGAGAAUCCGGAGCUGGAUCCCGCCCAGCUCGACUGCCCCGUCGAGGACCACCCGAGCACCAAGUUCCGCGAGGAUGGCCCGGACAGGUGGGCCACCGUUCGGGUUGAUGGAAAAGACUGGAGUAGAGUCCUAAGUGUUGGCCGACUUGAGGGCAGGGUGAUUGCAUGCUUCGCCGACGACCAUGCCUUAAUCCUCUACGUCUACGUGCCCCAGUACGAUGAUGCUUCAGCCCAGGACUCCGUCGUCACGUAUUACGUUCAAUCUUACAGUGUUUGAUCGGGGGCGGGGUCUGGUUUAUGGCGUUCAGGUUCAGAUCAAAAUAGACGGAAGUCUGAUGGUUUAUCAUGGGAGUUGGCAGGAUAUGCGUUAUUGUUUAAUCCCAGAGACAAUGUUCCAUAGAUGCGAAGGAUGGUCAUACCACGCAAGAUAAAUGUCUGACUGCAUUACAACUUCGUAUUCCGUGUACUCGUAAACCCAGCGGGGUCUCGACGAUACACCACCUGGUCUAAUUUGCGGUG
Messenger RNA from Ilyonectria robusta, 1368 nucleotides. RefSeq names its product checkpoint protein Hus1/Mec3. The transcript is spliced from 4 exons. Lineage: Eukaryota; Fungi; Ascomycota; Sordariomycetes; Hypocreales; Nectriaceae. Gene Ontology annotation, biological process: nucleotide-excision repair; telomere maintenance; mitotic DNA replication checkpoint signaling. The coding region runs from base 101 to 1126 and encodes 341 amino acids. The record is from RefSeq and is a predicted model, not a curated record. Gene Ontology annotation, cellular component: checkpoint clamp complex; nucleolus; site of double-strand break.